Spirometra erinaceieuropaei is the source of this 801-nucleotide messenger RNA. NCBI's taxonomy places the organism in Eukaryota, Metazoa, Platyhelminthes, Cestoda, Diphyllobothriidea, Diphyllobothriidae. The record is from the annotation of a GenBank genome assembly.
AUGGGUUCGCCGAUUUCGGGAUUCAUCGCCGAGGCGGUCCUGCAACGGUUAGAGUCGCUGGUCUUCCAACACCACAAACCGACGUUCUGGGCCCGGUAUCUGGAUGAUACCUUCGUCGUUAUCGAUCGGGAUCAACUGCUGACAUUCAAGGAACGUCUGAAUGCGGUCUUCUCGGACAUACAAUUUACGAUGGAGGAGGAAGAGAACAACCAGCUGGCCUUCCUGGAUGUCCUCGUAUGCCGCAAGGAUUGUGGUGGACUAAAGACCAAAGUGUUCAGGAAAGCGACAAAUACGAUGCAAGUACUGAACUUCAACAGUAACCACCCAAUCAGCCACAAACGCAGUUGUGUAAGGACGCUCUUUCAGCGUGUCGAAACGCACUGCAGUGAGCCGGAAGACAAAAUUGCUGAACUACAAUACCUCCGACGGGUAUUCAAAGCCAAUGGCUACCCGAGCAACUUUGUCAACCGGUGCAUACGCAAAAUGGACGAAAGGCCUAACCGCAGGGACACCAAAGUUUGGCGAGCGCUUCCAUAUGUCAAGAACGUUUUGGAAGCUGUUGGCCGCCUUCUCGCACCGCUGGGGGUUGGAGUUGCACACAGGCCAGAGGCAACCAUCAGGCGUCAAAAAACCCACUGCCACGGCAAGAAACGUCUGGAGUCGUUUAUCGGAUCUGGUGCAGUUGCGGACAAAGCAACUACGUCGGAGAAACCGGAAGACAGCUCCGCACGCGAAUGGCCGAACACGCUGCAGCAGUGCGGAGAAAUGACGCUAGCUCUCAAGUUGCGGCUCAUUCGAUGA